CUGAAAGCUGCAAUGGAGUUCCGUUUGCUCCUGGCUAGUCUGUCGACUUUUUUAUUUAUUGUACACAUGUAAAUAAGGAGAGAGACGUAAUAGCGACAGACUGAUAUACGAUUCAAUCUGUGUGACAUGGCUGUCUGUUUCAGAUUAAGGGGAGCGCUUUAAUGUAUCGGUUAUGUUUGCUAAGCUAACAAAGCUAACCCCUUCCUAGAGGCAGAAUACAACAGAGGAGCUUGGAUGCAAUCAGAUGGCUUCAGCGUCUGCUGCUGUGAAAGAAUGGCGGGAAGGUGACUGUUGUCUUGCUCCGAGUUCCCCUGACGGCAUCCUGAGAGAAGCUACCAUACAGAGACUGACCUCCAGUACACAGACUAAUGAUACAGCAUGGGUGAUAUUCAGGAGAGAGCCAGGAGAGGAAGAGCAGAAGCAGGAAGAAAUAUCUAUCACAAAACUUAUGAGAUUUGGCUUAAAGCAAUCUAUACAAGAGAAACCUGUGUUCCCUGGCAGCAACACCGACACAAUCUUCUGCACUCCUUUACAUCUGAGGGAUGAAGACACAGUCCCUUAUACCAUCAACAGAUAUUUAAGGGAUUACCAAAGGGAUGGGAUCAGGUUCAUUUACAACAACUACAUGACCUCCACUGGUUGUAUCCUGGGAGAUGACAUGGGCCUUGGAAAAACUGUGCAGAUUAUAGGUUUUCUUGCUGCUGUGUUGCACAAAACUGGGACAUGGGAAGACGUAGAGAACAACAGGCCUCAGUUUCUCCAAACUCAGAUACCCUCCAAUCAAAGUAAUCCUAGCAAGGUGUUUCUGAUUGUGGCCCCACUGUCAGUGCUUUAUAACUGGAAGGAUGAACUGGACACAUGGGGUUACUUCCAGUGUGUGGUGGUCCACGGGCUGAGGAAGGAGGAGGAGCUCGCACGCAUCAAGAAUGGCCGCAUCGAGAUCGCUCUCACCACCUACGAGACUCUCCGCCUCUGUCUGGAUCAGUUUAAUAAAAUCAACUGGUCAGCAGUGGUUGUUGAUGAGGCUCACAAGAUAAAAAACCCAGAGUCCCAGAUCACUCGAUCUAUGAAGGAGCUGAGAUGUAAGAACAGAAUCGGUCUCACUGGGACCAUCUUGCAAAACAACCUGGAAGAGCUGUGGUGUGUUAUGGAUUGGGCCAAUCCAGGUUGCCUUGGCAACUUGGGGCAUUUCAAGAACAAUUUCUCGGAUCCCAUCGAAAAGGGGCAGAGGCACAGUGCGACCAAACGUGCCCUGGCUACUGGAAGGAAGACUGUUCGAGCCCUGGUGAGGAAGAUUGCUCCUUUUUUCCUCAGGAGAACGAAAGCGCUCAUCAAAGAGCAGCUGCCAAAGAAGGACGACAGGGUAGUGUACUGCUCUCUGACAGACUUUCAGCAGACUGUUUAUCAGGCAGUGCUGGACACUGAGGAUGUGACGUUACUGCUGAGGUCUUCAGAGAAAUGUGACUGCCAAAGUGGACGCACCCGAAGGGGCUGCUGCUAUCAAAAAAACUCUCAGGGUGUUUAUGUAAAGCAUCUGUACUUUACCUACUUAACCAUAUUGAGGAAGGUUGCCAGCCAUGCAGCCCUCCUUCAGUCUACUUCAGACACCAGCAAGAAACAGGAAAAGUAUGUGAGUUCCAUCUGUGCUAAGGUUUUUCAGAAGUUCCCAGACUUUGUGCAAAGAUGCAAAAAUGAAGCCUUUGAAGCUCUUUCAGACCCGAUAUAUAGUGGAAAAAUGAAGGUUUUGCAGAAGCUUCUGAAGUACUAUCUGCAGAAGAGAGACAAAGUGCUCAUCUUUUCUCUGUCAACCAAGCUUUUAAAUAUCCUGGAGAGUUACUGCAUGGCAGAGGGACUGGAUUUUAGUCGAUUGGACGGAACCACCAAGUCCAGAGAAAGAGUCCAGAUUGUGAAAGAAUUCAACAGCUCUUCUCACGUCAAUCUGUGCCUGGUUUCUACCAUGGCGGGGGGUCUUGGUCUUAACUUUGUAGGUGCUAACGUUGUUGUGCUGUUUGACCCCACCUGGAACCCAGCCAAUGAUCUUCAGGCUAUUGACAGGGCGUACCGUAUCGGCCAGUGCAGGGACGUCACUGUUCUCAGGCUGAUCUCACUUGGGACUGUAGAGGAGGUUAUCUACCUCAGACAAUUAUACAAACAGCAGUUGCAGUGUUCAGUAGUCGGUAAAGAGAGCGCCCGGCGGUACUUUGAAGCAGUGCAGGGAAACAGUGUCUAUAAAGGAGAACUGUUUGGGAUCAAAAAUCUGUUCAGGCUGCAGAUAGAAGGAACAUGUCUCACCCGCAGGAUUUUACAGCGAGAGGGACAAGUGGAGGCCGGUGUCAUAACAACAAAAACACACAAAGAAGGCGAGAAGGAGAACAAGACGAUCCGAAAUGAAGAGCAUGGAGACAACACGCAGUCAAAGGAUGAAGCACCUGAGGAGAACAUGCAUGUCUCAAAAAUCCCAAAAGGUGUGCUGGAUUUCAGCAGUGGGAGCGAAACUGAUGAAGAGUUGCAAGGGCCAAAGCCAAAGACUACAAAUUCGAGUGCAGGCCAUGGCAACAGGAGUGGCAAAGCUGCUGGUGGACUUGUUCACAUGAGUCUUCUCCAACAUGGCUUCUCCAGACUCCUUGAAACUGUCAAGGAUAGACAGCAGCUGAGGGAAGGAGACUGUAGUUCUUCUGCUGAAGGUAGUCCCUUUGAGGAGGAGGCAGGAGAUCAAAAGAUAGACGAUACCUCCACAGGCAUCUGCACAACUUCCUGUGAAGGAAAUGGUGCUGCCCGCCUCCCAGAAUCUGAAACAAAACCCCAGAACAAAUCCAUCGGCUCAGACAGACAAGACAGAGAUGAUGGAAAUAACAUUUUGUUGUUACAAAAGGGGGAUUAUGCUGAAAGACAAAGAUUGGGCCUGAAAAGACGGCUAAAUAAACAAAUUGCAGUGUAUGAUGAGAGUGAUGGAAAUUCCUCACCAGAAAACAAGAAAUCUAAUAGGCUUAAAACUACAGUUGCAAAAGUGCAUCAGUUUGAAGGAUGCUCAGAUGAAUCUGAGGAUUUAGACAUAGAGGCACAAAUAUGUUCCAAAAGGGGAGCUUCAAAUUUGCAUAACAAAGAAGAAAAUAGAGGCGGGAGGAAGCCGGGCCGUGGCAGAAGAAGGCAAAGUGGCGGAGCAAGAGACAAGGCAAGAUCCAAGUAUACGGAAGUGAUAGAAGUUUUUACAUCUUCAGAAGAUGAACGUUCAGCUCCAGGGAGACGAGCGGGAAGGUCAGAAGUUGCUUCAUUUACGAGUCUGAGAGGUUCAACAACUCCAGCAUCUGAGGAAAAGGAGCAAACCAUUGACAACGUGCUGGGACGUGUGCAAGAGGUGGUGUAUAUGCACUCUAACCAGCGGGUGGUGGGUGGCAGCAGAGCAGAGGAGCUGAUCAGCAGAGCGGCUGUGCGGGACGUGUUUGAACGCAAAAUGUACUCACAGCUUCCGGCCAACAACCUGCUGGGAACCCAGGAGUUCCAGAGCCUGCCAGCGAGUUUACCAGACAACCAGCCUAACACCAGUGCCAUCCGUCUGCAGAGGCCCAACGUGGAUCAUCCAGUGAUCUUCUCCAGCAAGAAGAUCCACCACAGUGGAUGCACUACAGUCAUUAUUGGAGAUACUCCCAAAGCAGUCUGCAGGCAGCAACUGGAGGAAAUGGCCCAACAUUUCAAAUUUGUUUCGGUCCAUCAGUUUGCCGCUGAGAUUCUGAAAGGAAGUUCAUCUCAUAGACUCGACUGGCUCUGUCGGUACUACACUUCACUGAACCACUCUGAUGUGGCCGAAGCUGUCAGAGAAAACUUCCCUGACACGACAGCGCAGCCUUCCUCUCCUACAACUGCUGCUUUCUCAUCAUCUACUAAAAUGUCAGACAAAAAUCAACAAUUUAAAUCUUCCAGAGUCAGAAAAGUAAGGAAAUACAGUCAGACCAGAAGAACUAGCCCCAGAUCUCCACAAAGCAAUAUUUCUUCACCACAGAGUGGAUCUGGCAUCCUAAAAAAUAAUGGUCUUGAACCACCAAAAAAGGCAGGGAUAUCUGAGAAGAAUCUCCCAGAUCCUCUACAGGAUGUUCAAAGGUUUGUGUCAGAGGAGCAGGAAGAAAUGGUCUCCAGUGCCAGCAGACAUUCAAGGACACAGAAGAGCAGUGUUUCUUCUGCUGGAGCCUGCCGAGCUGGUGGUGGUCUUGCCGUAGAUCGGGCCAGCAGCCUCGGUCAGGGAUCCAGGGAGUCUGCUGUUGCUGCUUUCCUGAAGCACACAGACAGAGACUGCCCUUCUUCGCCUGACCUCAGGCGUUGCAGCUCUGCCAUGUUAUCCAAACCCACACCUCAAGACAGGGAACAAGGAAUCCAGGAAUCCUCACUGAGGACGGGUGAAACAUCACAAGAAAGUUCUGAGCCUCCUUCUGCAUUGUGCAAUAGCUCCCACCUCAAAGAUCUUAUAGGAGAUACAUCCAUUCUUGAUGAUUUGCUGAAACCUAAAGGCAAGAAUGUGCAACAGAAAAGCGCCCCAAAAACACCUCCCGUAUCUUCUUUGCUGCUAAACCCAAAACCCGACACAUCUUCUUCACUUAAACUAACUUUAGGUACUGAUUCAAGCUCAGUUACACAAAAUACUGCACUGGUGCAGACAUCAAGAAGCGCUCGCAAAGACAUCUGGGACAUCCUCAGUGAGGGCAAUGAAGAGAGAAUCAACAGACUAACAGACCCAGAGGAGGUCCAGAAAGUUUGCCUUAACACCACUUUUGCCACUCGAGGUUUUUCUGGACGAAAGGAAAGCAAAAAUCUCUGGAAAACAAAUGACAAGUUUCUAUGGAGGAAAUGACACAAUAAAGCCUGGGCAAUUAAUGACCUUGGGAAGGUUUGAAUGGAUUGUCCUUACGUUCCUCCGUUUGAAACUCUAUUUGCUUUUAUUUUUACAUGUCAUAAUCAAACUCUUGCAACUCCUGCUUGCAUCAUUCCCAUAACACAAAAGCAAAGUCAGGCUCAUUUGUGCUUUAAUUAUUUCAUGAGCAUGUCGUAACACACAGCUGUUUGACCCCUUUCAGCUAUUGUGUUGAGGUAAACGGACACCCCAAAAGAAAAUUUGUGCUCCGUGUUGUGUUUAGCAGAAAUUAGAACGUGCCAAUCAGUAAGCAAGAGAAAGGGAUGGAUGUCUCAAAAGACCGCACAGGUUGUGUUCGUACUACUGGGUGGCAGAUCGCGUCAUGCAAGUGUAUGCCAUAGCCACACCCGUGUUAAAUCGUACACAGGAAGAAAUAAAACACCUUUUUUCCCCAGAACCCUAAACCACUUUUUUCUUUCAUCUGCAGAUUCCAGUUUUUGUUUUUUUUUGUUAAUUGUUUUUGUCAUCAAAGGAAAAAGAUUUUUUCUAACUUUUUCUAACACCUGCUUGCUGGGAACGGUUUAUGUCUAAUCAAACAAUGCCCUCAUUGUAUCUUAUAUUUAAAGCCAUCUGUAUAAGUUUGCCAAUGAUGGAAAACCAAGUAACAGUAACAGUUACCCUGUAGAUAUCAGGUUGUGGCACCUAAUUUGGUUUUACAAGACUGUUUAUGAGUCUUGACAUCCUUUUUGAGCUAGAUUGCCACUCAUCUUUGCUUCCAAUCCAAAAUUUGUGAACUCUUUGUCACAAACUUAAAACUUUGUCCACGGAUGGAAAACAGUUGAUUUUGGUUAACAAAUUCUUAUGCCAGCUACUUGUUAAUACAUGCAAACUUGCAGUUUUCUUCAGCUUGAAUGAAAAUACCGAUUUAUAUUGGAGCCUUUAUGUAUUCUACUGUUGAUUUGCAAAAAGCAAUAAUGGAUAUAAUGGAUUCAAAUGUAAGCACCAAAUUUUUGUUUGUAAAAUUCCUUAAAUCUACUGUACUGUUAUAGCAACCUACAAAGCGAUGGUCGAUCAUGUGCAUAAGGCCUUUAGAGAGGCACUGUAUUCGUUAGGGAACAUGCGGAUUUUGUUUAAGUCAUUAAAUAUAAUGUACGUGGGAAGAAUUAUUACAACAUUUUAGCGCAAGAUUUAUUAACAGAAACUUCAGGGUGUCUCAUCAAGCUAACAGCUGCAGUGGAGGGGUGCAGAGCUUUCCUGCUCUUACCGUAACAGGCAGAGGAGGUCUCUCAACAUUAAAAAAACACCUCUCUCCCUUCAUUAGGAAAUUACACUCAAUUUGCCCCUCAUUCCUAUCCAGUUACCCAGGAAACUGUUAGCUGUAAUUUGGGUUAAUACACUGGCUCCUGGUCCUUCCGUUCCCCAUUGUGCCCCAUCAUAAAAGAGACAUAAUGCAGAUGCAUAAAAACUUCUGCCAACCGAGUGUCUAAUACACUGACUCACACAGUAAAGGAGGCUAAUCCUCUUUCUUUUUUUUUUUUUUUUGCUCACAUAGAUCACCACUGGGAAUUAAAAAUGCUAAUGAAUUGCACUGGAAGGAUUCCACAAUAUUUGUAUGGAGCUCUAGCUAUUAAAAUUUGAAAAGACUUUUAAGUUAAAAAAAAAAAUCUACUCAAAAGAGCAGAGUAGCAAGAAGUAGAGGGAGGUCUGCUCUUUUGCUUCUUACAGACAAAAGGAAUGGAAAACUGUGUGUUUUACCAUGGGGUAAAUAUUGAGAGAGUAGAGAUAUAAACGAAGUGAAGAACUGCCUGGGUCUCUGUUGCUCUGCCAAAAGCAUGUGCGUCACUUGAUCCAUUGUUUAGUGUGGAGAGGUCUCUGCAAGCAGGCGGCUGCCUCCCUGCUCCAGCUGCGGCCGCUCCACUGUUUAUGUUUGCUGGGCCCUUCGCCUUGAAGUGAGGCUAUACAAGCAAAGCCCAGCCAUAUGUGAGCGUUUGGCCAUCAGGAGAAAAAAAAUCACUAGUCUUCUCUUUUUUUUAAUCCAUACUUCUACUGUUUCUCACCCUCAAGCUCAAUUUCUUUGUGUCUUUUUAUCUCUUGUUUUGUCUACUUUCCACCAAACAUUAGCCACCGAACAUUAGUUCGGCCCCAAACUUCUUCCUCAUUUGGGGAAGUGGAAAGGUUGAAAUAAUCGUCUUCUAUAAAAAUGUUGGUCUUGGAUGAGGGGGGCACAAUGUUUAAAACUUUAAGAGCUCAAUGUCAGAUUAUUUCACCUAAUGUAAGAAUGGACAGCACAAUUCCAAGAUAGUUAAUCAGAAAGUGGUUUGCAAAGUUUGUAAAAGUUUAACCUUUUCACCUUUUGUAAUAUAAAACCACAUGCUUAAUUGUUUUCUAUUAUGAUUUUAUGUAACAAACCAGCAUAAAGUCAAGCAUGAUUCUGAAGUGUAAGGAAUAUGGCUUUCAAAAAGAA
This is a messenger RNA of Xiphophorus maculatus (southern platyfish), 7304 nucleotides long. RefSeq names its product ERCC excision repair 6 like 2 (gene ercc6l2). The transcript is spliced from 20 exons. NCBI's taxonomy places the organism in Eukaryota, Metazoa, Chordata, Actinopteri, Cyprinodontiformes, Poeciliidae. The record is from RefSeq and is a predicted model, not a curated record. Bases 245 to 4840 code for a protein of 1531 amino acids. Gene Ontology annotation, molecular function: ATP-dependent chromatin remodeler activity; ATP binding.